CAUUUGUUUAGUUUAUAUGUUGUGAACUUCGGGAUAUAAUUUAGCAUAACAUCGAAUAAGAGAUACUGAAUGGUCUUCAUUUGUUUGAUUUGGAACUAAUCUACUGAUUUACUUGCAGAAUUGUCGAUGAUGGAUGAAUCGAUUGAAGGUCAACCACCGCUUGUCGGGACUGAAGUCACUGGGAGCAGCAUUGGCACUAUUGCUGCUAAUAUGACUUCAUCUAGUGCCACAGUUCCCCCUGCGCUUCUACCUCCUACUGGCGCUGCAACCCCUUUUUCAGAUGUGCCUCCGGUUUAGUCUACUACGAAGAGGAAGAACAAAAGCAUUGCAUGGGAGCACUUCACUCAGCUGGUGAAUCCUGAUGGUUCGAAGAUGGUGAAGCCGAGGGCCAAAUGCAACUACUGUCCGCAGACUUACUUCUACCACACGAAGUCUAAUGGCACGAAUUCGAUGAGAACUCAUAUGUUAUAUCAAUGUAAGAAGUGUCCCCUUUACAUUCCCGCUAAAAAACAGAAAAAUUUAGUGUUUGAUUCGGUAGAUAAUGGUGGGAAGUUAAUUGCACGAUCUUUUGAUAAUGAUGUGGCGAGGCUUGCUUGUGCUAGGAUGGUAAUUAGGGAUGAACUGCCCUUUAGUUUUGUUGAAGGGCAGGGAUUCAUUGAUUUCAUGAAGAGUUGUUAGCCGCAGUUUAAGCUGCUGUCCUGUAGGUCAAUUGCUAGAGAUAUUUGGGAUCUCUAUCAAUCGGAGAAGACUAGGAUCAAAAAUAUUUUAGCCACUUAUGGUCAGAGAGUGUCCCUAACCACUGAUACUUGGACUUCAGUCCAAAAUAUCAACUAUAUGGUUCUCACAGCUCACUUUAUUGAUGAUGAAUGGGUUCUGCACAAAAGAAUCCUUAAUUUUUGUGUGAUACCGAACCAUAGGGGCAAGACAAUAGGGCAGCUAGUUGAGACUUGUCUAAUUGGGUGGGGAAUAGAGAAAAUUUUCUGUAUUGUCGUCGAUAAUGCUUCACCUAAUCAAGUGGCUUUAGACUACAUGAAAUAAAAGAUAGGAAAUUGGAAAGAAUUGGUCUUGAGUGGGCAGUUUUUACAUUUGAGGUGCUGCUGCCACAUCCUUAACUUAAUUGUUAAGGAUGGAAUGGAGGAGUUAGAUUCCUCAAUUGAGGGGAUUGGAACUGCGUGAAGUACACUAGGUCAAGUUCAGCUAGGUUGGAAAAGUUUCGAAAGUGUGCAGCUCAAGAAAAAGUUGAGCAUAAGGGUGGGAUAGUGCCUUUAGAUGUGUGCACUAGAUGGAACUCAACUUAUUUCAUGCUAGAGAUAACUAUAAAGUACCGGAAAGCUUUUCUAAGGUUGGAGGAUGAGAAUUCACAGUUUGAAUCCUAUUUCAAUGAGAGGGUUGGUGGGAAGAAAAGAGCUGGACCUCCAAUUGGUCUUGAUUGGGAGAAGGCUGCACGGCUGGUCAAAUUUUUGAAGAUAUUUUAUGAUGCAACUCUCAAGUUUAGUGGGACACAAGUUGUUACCGCAAACCAGCCAUUGCUUUGGAUGUGCACCAUCAUCGGAGAGUUGGACAAGUGUAUCCAAGGUGAUGAUUCUUUGCUUUUAAGCAUUGGGAAUUCAAUGAAGAAGAAGUUCGACAAAUAUUGGGGGAGGCUUGAAGAGUUGAACAAGAUUCUUUUGAUAGCUGUGGUGUUGGAUCCAAGGUACAAGCUGCUGUACUUGGAAUAUUUUUUUCCAAAACUGCAGCAAGACGAGUCCUUAGUGGCUUCGAUGGUGAAUGAAGUCAAGAGCAUGUUUCUGCAGCUUUUCCUUGAGUAUGCAGAAAAUGAUCCGGAGGCGGCACAAGCGUCUUUCUCUACAACUUAACCAAAGUUUGAUGCUGGAAAUGCAAGUUUGGUUGAAGAGGACAGCUAUGCUGCAAGCAUGAAUGAAUUCAUGAAGCUUAGGCAAGAAAAAGAUGUUGUCGAGAUCAAGAAUGAAGUUGAUAAGUACCUGCUGGAGCCAUCGGAGGAUCCUUCAAACCCAAGCUUUCAAGUGUUGGAUUGGUGGAAGGAGAAUUGUGCUAGAUUUCCCAUUCUGUCGCAGAUAGCAAGAGAUGUUUUGGAUGUACCUGCAUCAACAGUAGCUAGUGAAAGCGCCUUCAGUCUUGGAAAGAGGAUUCUUGAUCCAUUUAGGUCAAGUUUGACCCCUAAAAUGGUUGGGGCUCUUGUUUGUUCAAGUGAUUGGUUGAGGGGUACAAGUAAGCCACUAUUCAAGGAGCCUACUAGGGUUGAAAUGGAGCAGUACGCUGAGCUGGAAAAGAUGGAAGCAAGUAAAUUACUUCUGUUU
Molecule: messenger RNA, 2318 nt
Organism: Rosa rugosa (rugosa rose)
Lineage: Eukaryota; Viridiplantae; Streptophyta; Magnoliopsida; Rosales; Rosaceae
Product: zinc finger BED domain-containing protein RICESLEEPER 2-like
Exons: 3
Coding region: 1302-1856 (184 amino acids)
Molecular function (GO): DNA binding
Source: RefSeq, a predicted model, not a curated record